ACGUCAAACGGGUUCUGAGAUGGACGGAUCUUGUCCUAUGUAGCCAUCUCAGUAAGUUGCAAUAACGCCAUACAAGCUUGUUUCUCACAUCUCAUAUGUUUAUCGCUGUAAGACAAUUUGAUACACUGUCUUGGAGUAACCAGGCUCUGUCACUGAAAUGUUUGAUCAAGGCUCAAGGCGCAAGGCUCGAUAAUUUUUUCCAGGCGCCGUCUCAGGGUUUCAGGACUGUGCUCCUAUUGUUAUCAUUCAACGACACUGUGAACGACUAGUGAGUUAUGCCAGACAUUUUAAAAACAGAUUAAUCCAGAAUGACACAAGCAUAGCUGUGAAAGGGUAAUGUUACAAUUCGAGAUUGCUGUGAUUCUAAUGUUGUGAGCAUUGCAAAAGUAUUGUGACGUACACCAGCCUGAUAACAGACAUGAAAGACUGUUGGGACUACCACACAGGUAUUGCGAAAAAUGUCAAGUUGCACUCCAUGCAAUAAUGUGGUGACGAAACACAAGAGACAAAGUACUGACAACGAGUUACUUUCAAUCCACACAGAGCGGGCUAUAUAUUUAAAGAAGUCACAAGAAAGGAAUAAGACACGCGACGAACUUCGUAAAAGACUGUCAGCGUUACGCAACAGUGGUGGUGGUGUUUUGUUGAUUCAUGUAAACGGAACAAGAGCUGGGGACAGAUGUCUGAAGUAUUUUGACGAGUUUGUCGGCAAUAUAGUUACCCACUUGCUGGAACCCGGAGAAGUCUACGCCAACACCUACAGACGUCAGUGGUUACAGGAUAUGUUGGAGGAUUGUGCAGAGAGUGCUGGAUUUAUUCAUAUACGCGUUGCAGCUGUAAAAGGUGUAGCUACUGUAGAUUUCAAUACAAAGCUUGGCAAGGAUUAUGAGAAUGUAAUUCCCACAACACAACAACUACUCACUGUACGAUCACAUAUUCUCAAAGCUACUGACCCUGUACUUAGAAAUCUACCACCUGACAAUCAACAGUUACAUGAAGAUAUUCACAUUCAGUUAAAAGGCUUUCCACCACAACAUACCCUAACUGAAGCAAUACAAAAAGAUGCAACCGACUUUGUGGAGUACCUGUGGAAUAAGCUUAAAUUAAAGGAUAGCAUAACUUCUAUGUCAAAGAUUCCUGAAGGUGGAUCCUUCUAUUUUGGAAUAGGUGAGAAGAGUACAGCUAAGACUGACACAUAUGAAACAAUUAUUCCAGAUGUACAUGGAUUUGAGUUAAAAGUGGGUGAGGGAGAGUUAAAGAAAACACUCAAGUCAAAGCUACGUGACUGUGUACUGUGGGGUCGAAGUGAGAACACUUUCACUGCUGUCCCUUCUGAUCUGAUUGCUAUUGCAUUUCACACAAAUCCACCUCAUCCUCAGAGAUGUGUCCUAGAGGUGGCUGUGAAGUGUGUUGAAGGUGUUGUGUUCUGUGACAGCCAUGGACCUAGAACAUACGUGAUAGAAAAAGGACAAAUUUGUAGAAUGGAAAAAGGUAUGUGGUUAGAAAGAAUAAUGUAAACCUGUACAAUUCUUACAUGCUAACUCUGUUUUGAAAUCACCUUAUGCAGUUUGUUCCCAACAUGUCCGGAGAGAACAGUGAGUCCAAGGCUUCUUCAGGGGACAUUCAUCAUUCAGAGGGUACAUCAGGGGAUAAUCAUGAAGUCCAGAUGGCUUAUGAUGAAGCAACUGAUGACGGCAGUUCUCUUGGAUCGAGUCCAUACCAGUCUGAUGAAGAAAUCAUCAUGAGUCUGUUUGCCCAAGGAAAUGACUCCACGUCAAGUUCUGACGACCUGGAGCCACUUCAUGCAGAUUUUCCCUCGGUGGGAAUUAGCAAAGACGAACGAAACUUAAUACUUGAUAAGACAGACCUCAAGAGGGCGACAGAUCCUGGUCACAGAAUAUUUCCCCAGUCUACUAAGAAUUAUUUGGAGCUUAGUUUGCAGAACCCCGGUGACAAAGUGGAUGUGAUUUCAAGAGAAAUCCAGAAUGUUCUACACCAACAUGUUGGUUGGGCCUACAUUGCACAUCAGAUGGCUCAUACUGGCAGGUUUCAAUGUCGCAAACCACCUACCAUGUCCAUCUGUGAUGUGGCUAUCAUUAGAGCCACACAGCCACUGCACAUCCUGACAUUUGUAGAGGACGGAGGCAAACAGGAGCAUGCAGUGGAGUACAAUGCCCAGCUGACGAGAAGCAUCAUGGGUUUCAUCAAGGGGGAGACAGGUGUGUCACUUGAUGUCGUAUAUGGAGUUGUACCUGCGUCCACGUGGAAGGAUGAGAAGAAGUUCAAGGAGAAGCUAGAGUGCUUAGAAACUGUAGCCAGACGGAAGGCCUUACCGGGAUACCUCCAUAUGGAUACCGAGAGAUACACAGUCAUAACCAAGGCACUGGUUGACCUUUAUAGUGAACCAGGGGUGAAGGACCAGCUUGAGAGCGAGAUAAUUAUUGAAUCCCUUGAACGUGACGGAAAAGCUCUACUUUUGAAAAGAUUUCUAAACCAAAGUGAAACAGAUUCUGGCUUCGGCCGUGAUAACAAGCAAGAAUGGGAGACAGAGACACAAGACGCAGAAGAUUCAGUUGCUGAGGAUGAGCAAUAUGGAUGGGGGCCUGCGGGGGACCUUAUCUGGACGCGUGAGGAAUACCAAAGGUUGCAAAAGGAUUUUUUGGAGCCGCGGUAUAACAGUGCAGGCAAGCUAUUGCAGCUGAAGAUCCUGCUGUUUGGACCAACUGGCAUGGGUAAAUCAUCUCUUGGUAAUGGGUUUAGGACAGCACUCCUCAACAUGGAGCAUCCUUCAAAUUACCAUGCUGUGACAUCUGGUCCAGAAUCUCUUACCACUGGUUUCCAAGGAGCUCUAUACAAGAAUCAUUGGAUAUAUGACAUGCCUGGUAUAUUCGAGUCACGCAGCAUCUUAUCCUCACACAUCAUCAGUAUUUUGUCAGGGGAAGUUCCAUUGCAAGCCAAGAUUGGGAAGGAUCUUGGAAUAACGCACCAAACCUUCAACACGCCCCACGACCACCACGUCUCCUGUGUGGUUGUAGUUCUGCGACAUGAACAUGGGGACUUUGGAAUGGAAAUCCAGAGACAGCUAGAGUGCGUCCGAACAACUGUCGCAAAUGGAGACACAUCCAUCCACCUGGUCCUCACCCACCUUGAUGAGUGUGACCACCAGUUCCGUGACAGAGCCAAUCUGCCCAACCUGUACCAGUCGAGUAAAGUACAGGAAGCUGUCAGAUUGAUGUCAAAUAAGACUGGCGUACUCCCCUCGUCUAUCAGUUUCGUCAGGAACUACGUUCAGGAUACAGACGCGGAUGUGAUCUCUAAACUCCAGCAUCUCAGGGUUCUUCAGAGAAUCCUGUCCAGCUGCGUGGACCAAGAAGAGAAGAAACUCCAUCAAGAGCAGCAAGAAAGAAUGUACAGUGUAAUCAGCAAACAUGAUCAGAACAGACGUACUCUCGGUCCUCCUACCUAUGGGAGUGUUAAAGCAAUGUUGGCCGUGUUACUUAUGGCCUUAAUGGUUGCAGUCAUGAUCAAACUUUGCAACCUUCCUCCUCUUGCAUAGACAUACUGAAAUGUUGUAUACAUACUGAUUAUCUUUCAAGGUGUUGUUGUUGUUGUUGUUACCUAACGCUGUAUGACGAUGAUCUUACAGUGUACGUAAGGCAAAACGUUGAAAACAUACAUGUAUUGAUGGAUAUUAAUGCUUACGUAGCGUCAUUCUUUCUUCAGUGUCAUCACAAACUGUUCCACCGUUAUCUUUUCGAUUUGAUUGUUACAAAAUGUGUAUUUCAUAUACAAUUAGUAGUUACUCCGUCCUUAUUGAAAUUGGUGCAUAUAUAUUUAAACGGUUGGUUUAACUCUUUUCACAUUUAGAAAAUUACAAUUUCCUUAUUGUGAAAGUGAUGAUGGCAUAAGUUGAAUCUAAUAUUUCCAGUAGGGAGACUGUUUGUGUUUAUUUACUCGGUUUUCUUUACUCUCAACUAUGAGACAAUAUGCUAGAGCUGAUGCCCUAUAGUUUUUUAUCCACAUAUUAACGAUUCACACCUAAUCAAUUGGAACGGUAGUGCUUUGGUAAUUAGGCGGUGGGGUAGCCUAGUAAUUAAAGCGCUCACAAGAAACACCAAAAACCAAGGUUCAAUUCCCCACAUGGGUACAAUCGGUGAAGCCCAUUUCUGGUGUCCCCCGAUGUGAUAUUGCUGGAAUCUUUGGUAAAAGCUGCAUAAUUCCAUACUCACUCACUCACCCCUUGAUACCUGUGUUAGAAUCUACACCCCAGAAAGUCACUACGGAUGUAUUCAGGAAGUUGUUCCAUACAGUAUGUCACCUCAACACGUGCCCGUUUGAACGAACGGCUCCUGCUAAGUUCAUGUUAUUAGGCCUCACAAGUGAUUAUCAAUAUGUUACUAGAGACUUCCAGUUAGAUUGUUAUAUUUGAGAAUGGGAUUAUUUUUGUAUGUCUCAAAGUAUGUGCAGGUUAUCUCACCUCAUGAGAAAGUAAUCCUUUUCAAUUGCUUUUGAACACAUACAUUUAAUAUAUGUCAAACUCCUUGCCAGGACAUGGAGGAAUGAAACUGAGACAGACUGACAAAAGUACUAGAGACUACAUUGAAAAUGCUUUACACAAUGCUGUUGUCUCCACAUGUUCCCAGUGAAACACAAACUAAAAGCCUAUCUGGCUCUGGCUGUCUAGUAAUAUUUUCCACACUGAUGUAUCGGCUUUGAUUGUCUGCGUUUUUUGUCACAUUUAUGCAUGAUCGUUCUGACGACACCAUGCAGAGCAUCAUCACAAUGGCGAGGCCAUACAGAAUAGUAUCAAAGGAAAAUAAUAUAUAUAACAAUAUUUGGGUUCUCGCUUCAAGAAGUGAAAUAGAUUUGUGUUAUCCCAUCAAAUCCAUUGUCAUAUGUUUGGCUUACUCGCUGUGCAAGGAAAAUAAAGUAAACUAACAUUAAUGAGAAAAGGAAAA
This is a messenger RNA of Haliotis rufescens (red abalone), 4958 nucleotides long. RefSeq lists its product as uncharacterized. The record is from RefSeq and is a predicted model, not a curated record. Bases 1562 to 3556 code for a protein of 664 amino acids. The transcript is spliced from 14 exons. Lineage: Eukaryota; Metazoa; Mollusca; Gastropoda; Lepetellida; Haliotidae.